Molecule: messenger RNA, 4619 nt
Organism: Mytilus californianus (California mussel)
Lineage: Eukaryota; Metazoa; Mollusca; Bivalvia; Mytilida; Mytilidae
Product: beta-1,4-galactosyltransferase 7-like
Exons: 5
Coding region: 92-649 (185 amino acids)
Biological process (GO): carbohydrate metabolic process; proteoglycan biosynthetic process
Molecular function (GO): xylosylprotein 4-beta-galactosyltransferase activity
Source: RefSeq, a predicted model, not a curated record
UAUUAACCAGAUAGAUGAAUAUAGAUUUAAUCGAGCUUCCCUGAUAAAUGUUGGAUUUCUAGAAAGUAAUACAGAUUGUGACUAUAUAGCAAUGCAUGAUGUGGACCUUGUUCCUGUUACUGAUGGUCUUCCAUAUACUUACCCAGUAGAGGGACCAGUCCAUGUAGCAUCACCAGAACUACAUCCUAUUUACCAUUACAAAAAGUUUGUGGGAGGCAUUCUAUUGUUCAAUAGAUUUCAUUUUAUUAAGAUAAAUGGAAUGUCUAAUAGAUACUGGGGCUGGGGAAGAGAAGAUGAUGAACUUUAUGUUCGAAUUAAAAAGGCUGGUUUAAAUGUGACACGACCUCAAGGGAUAACAACUGGAUACAAGACAUUUAAACAUAUCCACAACAAAAUCAAGAGACCAAGAGAUAACAAAAGAUAUUUUAAUCAAACAGUACUGACGAGUCGCCUUGACAAAGAGACAGGUGUUACUAAUGUUAGAUACAAGGUAGACAGUAAAACCAAGAUUGUCAUUGAGGGAGCACCUGUCACUUUUAUCAAUGUUCAGUUAGAAUGUAACACAGUAUUAACACCUUGGUGUUUAAAACCUGAAGAUCAAAUAGAACUCAGGAGGAAACUGAGAUUACCAAUGCCCAAGGUCAAGUAAAAGAAGUUAAAAUGUAUGGACAGUGGAAAUUCUUUGCAAUCUUUAGUAAAAGGAGUUGAAAAUUUAGGAAAAAUUGAAAUCCUGUGUAGUCUUUAUUAAAAUAUACUUGACUAUGAAUUGAAAUCUUGGUUGUUUAUAACUAUUUAUGUUAUUUUCAAAACGGUUGUUAAAUUUUCCAAGUUUGACACUUUAAAAAUACAUAUUGGUGUCAUUUUUAAUCUAGAAACUUACAGAAGUCAAUAGGUAAUAGAUAAAUAUGCGAUAGUUAUUUUAGAGGAUCACAUAUUUAAAAAGGGAGGAAUGAAGUUAACAUUAUUGACCAUUUGCAAUCAAGUUAUUUGAACAAAAACUAAGCAGGUCAUUAUUCAGUAUGAUACAAACAAUGUGGAUUUGUUAUUCACAUUUCAGAAAAUAAUGCAUCCUGGGUAAUAUUAAAAAAAUGUAAACCAAAGCGUUAUAAUUUGUUAAAAAAUAUUCUACCAAAGAGGAAACAUUACAUUAUUUUCAUUUUAGUGUUUGAACACUGAAAUUACCCAUAAUCCUUUACAUUCAGAAAUGGUGAAUUGUUAUUACUUAUGUAUGUCUUCUUAUUCUGUGAUAUCAUUGAUCAGUUUACAAAUGUUGUUUAUAUUUAAAUAAUAUUGAUGAUGUAAAACUAGUCCAUAUUAAUUUUAAGCUUUUCAUUGUUUUUAAGAAUACUUUAUUAUUGAGCUUAAUCAACAUGGAUAUUAUUUUUAAACUGUUGUUAUAUGACCACAAAGUUGUAAGAGUUAUAUUUGUAUGGUGCUAUCAUAGAUUUCACUGGCAUUUCUUUGUUUUUGUCUUCUUACACAUGCACUUGUCUCUAAAAAAAACCCUAUUUACCUUAAUAUAACACAAGGUACCCCAAAAUAUCUGAUUACCAAACAAAAUGUAUAGUACCAGACAUUGAUCUCAAAGUUCUCUCUAAUAAUGAACUGGCUACCUCAUUCAAAAGUAUAAAGUGUAAUAUAAGAUAAAAAUUGAUUUUUAUACGGUUGCAAAAUUUUUCUUCGUCAUUCCAAGACAUUUGGUUUCCAGACUUGAAAAUAAGUGCAUGGAUAUUUAUGAAAUUGUACCACAAGGUUCCAUACCACGAAAAGGAAGAUUGGAAUUGGUUUUGGGGGUUAUUGUUCUAACUGUUUAGGAAUUAUAGUAGGGGCCAAAACGUGGCCAAAAACAAGCAUUUUUCUUGUUUCAGGACAAUAACUUGUGUAUAAUUGUAUGGAUCUCUAUAAAAUUGUACCACAAGGUUCCAUACCUGGAAGGAAGGUUGGGAUUGAUUUUGGGGGUUGUGGCCCUAACUAUUUAGGAAUAAGGGUCCAAAAAAUGAGGAUUUUCUGGUCACCAGACAAUAAUUUGAGUAAAAAACUAUGGAUCUCUAUGAAAUUGUACCACAAGGUUUCAUACCAAAAAAAGGAAGGUUGGGAUUGAAUUUAGGAGUAAAAGCCGUAACCGUUUAAGAAAAAGGGGCCAUUAACAAAACUUUUCUAAUACUUUGUAUAAAUUGCUUAUUUUUUUAUUAUUUUCAAUGAGAUUAUUUUCAAAGUCUUGAAUUCUGUGGUUCUUUAUUAUUCUGAAUCUAAGUGUAUUUAGAUUUUUAAUUUUAGACCCUGUUUUCAAAUUGGUCCAUAUUAAGUUCCAAAGGGUCCAAAAUUAAACUUAGUUUGAUUUUAACAAAUAUUGAAUUCUUGGGGUUCUUUGAUAUGCUGAAUCUAAACAGUUAUUUAUGUUUUGAUUAUGGGCCCAGUUUUCAAGUUGGUCCAAAUCGGGGUCCAAAAUUAAACUUUGUUUGAUUUCAACAAAAUGGAAUAUAUGGGGUUCUUUGAUAUGCUGAAUCUAACUGUGUAUUUAGAUUUUGGAUUUUGGGCCCAAUUAUCAAAUUGGUCUACAUUGAGGUCCAAAGGGUCUAAAAUUAAACUUUUGUUUGAUUUCAUUAAAAAUUAAAUUCUUGGGGAUCUUUGAUAUGCUGAAUCUAACCAUGCAUUUAGAUUUUGGAUAUUGGACCAUAAAAGGUAAAUGUUCAAUUUCAAAUUUUUAAGUUCUUAAGACCACAUUAAUUUUGUGUCAGAAACCUAUGCAAUGUCAAAUAUUUGUUCACAAUCAAAUUCAGAGCUGUAUCAAGCUUGAAUGUUGUUCAGGUUUCGACCUCUGCAGUUGUAUCAAGAUGCACCCUGCCAUACAGGAAUAUUUUUACUGCCAAAGACCAAUUAUUUUACAAUGCAGUCAGUUAUUUACAGGUAAAUUAUUAAAGAAUUUAGUUUUAGCAAUUAGAAAUGUAAUUGAAAUUAGACCAAAAAUUCAGCAUUUUGUAAAUAUUGUCAUAGUUUUGUUGUUAACAGAUGUUAUUCUCUACAAAAUAUUGUAAAUGAUAUUUAACAAAUUUACAUUUUUGUUAUUAGGAGGUUAUUACAUUGUCAUAAACUCACAUCUCAUUUUCAUCAUAAAUAAGGUCAUAUAUAGGUGUCAAAAUCUCCAAACGGUGAAAUAUUCCCCAAUAAAUUUUCUGUGCCAUUUUUUAGUCCACUUACUGUUAUUUUUAAUAACAACAUAAAUGCAAGUUGCAUAUUUUUAUUUUGACGUUAAAUAUUUAGUUAGAUUUUUGGUUGUUGUUCAUAACAGUAAUUGACAUAGCCGGUUUUGCAAUGACGAACUUUAAGACUGUUCAACUUUAGAGCGAGGCACGUCUGUAUUUUGUUUGCAACAUAUUUUAAGUUGUAUCAUUGUUUUUUAUGCCCCACCUAGGGGCAUUAUGUUUUUUUCGGUCUGUGCAUCCGUUCGUUUGUCCAUCUGUCCCGCUUCAGGUUAAAGUUUUUGGUCAAGGUAGUUUUUGAUGAGUUGAAGUCCCAAUCAACUUGAAACUUAGUACACAUGUUCCCUAUGAUAUGAUCUUUCUAAUUUGAAUGCCAAAUUAGAGUUUUUACCCCAAUUUCAUGGUCCACUGAACAUAGAAAAUGAUAGUGCGAGUGGGGCGUCCGUGUAAUAUGGACACAUUCUUGUUUAACAUUGAAAAUAUUCUUUCAAAAUUAUCAUUAUGACUGGUAACACAAUGCAAUCUUUAGCUACUUCGAACAAAAUUGAAAAUCUUUUGGAAGAACAUACAACUCUCUUGAAGCAACUAAAAUAUUUACUGUGCAUAAAUUACAGCACACCAUCACAAAGCUUUCGUCAAUUCUGGGAAAACAUAACAGGAUUUGUUUUUCUCUCUUUGGUUCUUGUGGUUCUAAGGUGUUACCCAACACUUUAACUAAAAUAGAUUUGGCUCGUUUAGUUUUCAUAAAUUUUUGACAAAAUAUUAUUUUUUGACCUGUUAUCAAAGAUAUAAAAAUUUAAAGAAAUUUAAACCAUACAAUUUACAGGAAUAAUUUCAUUGAACAAAUAGUAGUUUGACACACUAAUUUUGAUAAUUUUGAAGCUUGAUUUCUCUUCACUACUAUUAUGUGAUUAAAACUUUAAGCUCAUUUUUAAAGAGUUAACUCCCUUAGGUGUUUUGUACCCCUUAAAGGAAUAUGAUGGCAUUUUUAGAAAUGUCAGAAAAAAAGGAGAGGUACUCACCUGAAUGUGAACAGCUAAUAAUGAACAAUAUUUCAUUACUACCGUACGAUCAGAUGAACUACAACAUGUUCCAAAUGAGCAGGUGACAAUUUGAAAAAAAUGGAGUUGGAAAUUUUGGAAAAUAUUGUGAGGUUCUUGUUGAGAUCGGGAGAGUUUACAAUUAUUAAAGGUAGAAAUAGUAGGUUUUUCUCUUCAUUUAUAGUAGAUGACAGGGAUGGGCACGAUUACUGACAAAUGUAAUCGAUUAAUAAUCGAUAACAUGAAGGUAUUUUGUGCAAUCGAUUAAUAAUCGAUUACUCAGAUUUUUGUAUGUAAUCGAUUGCAAUCGAUUACUUUAUCAAAAGUAAUUACAUUACUUUUCGAUUACUGUCAAUUACAUUCUUCAAAAUUUAAAAAA